UCGUACACAUAAAGCAUGUAACACGGUGUCGCCUGUCGUCCACUCUGUGGUCAGUCAGAAUUACACCUAGGGGUAUAAACCUUAUAGGCCACGGCUCCUCUCACCUUCAGUGCCGACUUCAACAUGGAUCGUCAUCGCCUCGUCCUCUCCAUCUGUGUUUAUCUGGGUGUGGUGGUGUCUGCUAACAACUCCCUGUUUCGAUACACACCCACCAACCCGACUGCACCACUGACUGCUGAGGGCCAAAUAAGUACAUCCAGGGGCGUCCAACCAAACGAUAUCACCGACACCCGUAAUAGAGGUAAACUGGUGAUAGUCGACACGAACAGCACCACGCCACAGGACAUCACCGCGGUGAAGGCAGGGGGAGACAAUAUUGUCGUCACCGUGGAAACCGGGCCGAACGCCACACCCUCACCACCGGCUCAGACAAGAACGACCGACUGGAAUUGGAUAGUCACUCCAGCUCCCAAAGCAACGCCCUCACCACCACCACCACAAACCGGAACCACCGACUGGAAUUGGAUUGUCACGCCGACUCCCAAAACCACGCCCUCGCCAGCGGCACAAACCAGACCGACUGAUUGGAAUUGGAUUGUCACCCCGACCCCCAAAACCACGCCCUCGCCGGCGGCACAAACCGGACCGACUGAUUGGAAUUUGAUUGUCAACCCGACCCCCAAAACCACGCCCUCGCCGCCGACACAGACAAGAUCGUCUGACUGGAACUGGAUAGUCACACCUACUCCAAGAGCCCCUGUUCACUACACUCCGGCACCAUACGUCCAAUACGCGGCAACAACUGCCCCGAAUCCUUUCUUAUAUGGAUAUACAAACACAAUGGGUUAUUUCGGAAAUACUCCGGGCUACUUUGGAACACCUUCGUAUUGGGAAAUCGCAUAUCAACAACCACAGCAAACAACGGCAGACCCAGGUAUCAAAUACGGACAAUGUCCCGCCCCGAACGUAGUUGGCGCGAAAUGUGGUCACCGGUGUUACCGGGACACGGAAUGUCCCCAGGACUGGAAAUGUUGUAACGACGGAUCAGGCAGGCAAGAUGGCUGCUGUCACGCUCGUAGACCAACGGAAGUAGAAAGCUUUAUGACGUCUCUGUGGGACAUGCCUCCAUCACAAGAAAUACAGAAUGAAAUGCCGUGAAUAUUGAAUUGAUUUUCAUGUUCCCUACGUCACAUCUGCCUAAAAUAACCAUACGACGUCAUUUAUUUAUGAUAAGGUCUAUAUAGAUCUAACAGCCAAGUGGAAAGUUGACAUUUGAUUUUAAAAAUACUUGAAGUUCAUAAUAGUGUAAAGCAGCUAGUUGAAUUUCUAUCAAUCAAGCUAUCAAUCAAUCAAUCCAAUUCAACCAAUAAGUACACUGUGAAAACCAAGGUUGUACGAUUGAAGAGUCCCUUUCUACAGUACACGAGACUAUAUAUAUCGACUCUCGCGCCGUCUACCGUUGUUUAUACUAACCAACAGACAACGGAAGAGUGUUUCACGUGGCGCGGUCUAUGUUUUCAGAUAUGUGGUGUUAAGUUAUACUCUAAUAAACAUGUACUAUAAAUGC
This is a messenger RNA of Pecten maximus, 1567 nucleotides long. Its product is annotated as soluble scavenger receptor cysteine-rich domain-containing protein SSC5D-like. The coding region runs from base 124 to 1158 and encodes 344 amino acids. The record is from RefSeq and is a predicted model, not a curated record. The transcript is spliced from 3 exons. Gene Ontology annotation, cellular component: extracellular region. NCBI's taxonomy places the organism in Eukaryota, Metazoa, Mollusca, Bivalvia, Pectinida, Pectinidae. Gene Ontology annotation, molecular function: peptidase inhibitor activity.